GUAUCAACUAGGAGUCGGCCGUCAGUACGAUUUCACACGCGAUAACUGGAAAAUCACGAGGAAGUCCCUUCAGCCCACGUCAUGUACGCCCGCACGGUUUUCCUCUUGAACCUGAUGGUUGUGGUGUUGGCCGCGGACAGGGAGAUACCCAUCGUCAGUCAGAGCCAAGACAUCAGCCCAGACGGCAGUUUCUCGACGAAAUGGGAAAGCGGAAACGGCAUCAGCUUCCAGGAGGAGGGAUUUUUGAAGAACGCGGGCCAGAAGGACGCAGAGGCUGAAGAGGUGCGUGGCUCUGCCUCGUGGACCGCACCAGACGGGACCAAAUUGAACCUUGGUUGGGUGGCCAACGAAAAUGGCGCCACUUUCCAGGGCGCUCAUCUGCCGACGCCACCGCCCCCGCAACCGGUGCCAGUUCUCAUCCAGCGAGCCCUCGACUGGAUAGCAGCUCAUCCCUACAAGGAGGAGAAGAAUAGAUUGUAAUUUUCCACGGCAUCCCGUUUCGUCAAAACAACGUUUCGCGAACGAACCUGGGCGGAAUUCGUUGCCUUCCUCGAUCGGUGUGGAUCAUUCUUCAGGAUUCUCUUCAUGUUCCAAGAGCGUUUCGGAGCCGUUCAUCCGCGUGGAUGGCUUUCCAGUGUGUUUCCACGCUGUAACGCGGAUACUGUAUCGUCUACGUCUGAAAAAUAAAGUGAGAAGUAAAUAUUCGGAGACAGUGGCGUCGUUGUAACCUGUUGACGAUAUUUGGUUUAUUUUCUUCCGUCUGUUAGAUAACGAGACACGUGUGAAUGUCGCUGAACGUUUUUGUCGAUAGGUAACCAGGGAGAAAACUGAAACGUGGAUAUGUAUGAAGAGUAAUAAAUCGAUACACACUGA
Messenger RNA from Hylaeus anthracinus, 873 nucleotides. Its product is annotated as endocuticle structural glycoprotein SgAbd-2-like. Gene Ontology annotation, cellular component: chitin-based extracellular matrix. Lineage: Eukaryota; Metazoa; Arthropoda; Insecta; Hymenoptera; Colletidae. The record is from RefSeq and is a predicted model, not a curated record. Bases 82 to 480 code for a protein of 132 amino acids. The transcript has 3 exons. Gene Ontology annotation, molecular function: structural constituent of chitin-based larval cuticle.